Messenger RNA from Soboliphyme baturini, 162 nucleotides. NCBI's taxonomy places the organism in Eukaryota, Metazoa, Nematoda, Enoplea, Dioctophymatida, Soboliphymatidae. The record is from the annotation of a GenBank genome assembly.
AUGCAGUUGUGCAAAAAGGACACGCUCAAAGAUUGGCUGAAUGCUCACGUUGAAGACCGGGACGAGUUGCUGAUGAUUCGGUGGUUUUCGCAGAUCGUUUCGGCCGUCAAAUACGUGCACGAUUGUGGCAUUAUCCAUCGCGAUUUAAAGGUUAGUUCAUAG